This is a messenger RNA of Penicillium brasilianum, 4648 nucleotides long. Lineage: Eukaryota; Fungi; Ascomycota; Eurotiomycetes; Eurotiales; Aspergillaceae. The record is from the annotation of a GenBank genome assembly.
CCAAGACCUCCAACGAACGCAGCCGCGCUCGGCAACAGCUUCGGUAUGGUGGAAGUACUUCUGCUCCAACUUUUCUCCAUGCAGUCAGCCGCUCGUCUCGCCAGACUUGUGCGGUAGUGGAUGAGACUGUCAGUCCUCUGGACCCUCCGCCCCGUCUCCGUUGCAAAGGGUUCGUAUACUUGACAGGCACGUCCAAGAGUGGAGAUGAUGUCGGUGAGCGUUGUAGACGGCGUGGUUCAACUUGCUAUCAACAAGUACACAUCAUCUCUUCUGUGUCCCGUUCAGCCAUCGGGCCGUAUCAACGGAAAGAAGCCAUGAGCAGCUGGCCCAAUGAGCCUGGAGGCAAUACUCGCUCCAAAGUUGCUAUUCCUCGCAUAUCGGGUAGACACCCGCUACUCAAGCGUCAACGCGUCGCUCGAGCUUGUGAUGCUUGUCGCCAGAUUAAACUGAAGUGCAAUGGGAAUCGUCCAUCAUGUGACUAUUGUCUCACCAUUGGGAGCCCAUGUCUCUAUUCGGCUUCAAAGCGUGAAGUGCGACAGAUCAGUGUUCAACGUCUGGAAGAAAGAAUUCAAGACUACGAGUCCGCGCUGGGUGAAGUGCUCUUGCAUUGUCCCUCAAAGAAUUUUAAAACUGUUCUGGAAUUGAUAUCUGAGCGUCGUCCGGAAUUCCUCGCGGCUCUACAGCAGUCAGCACGACUGCCUCAAAGCCCUCCUGACUUGAAAAUCAACCUCAAUCUAGAGAGGAUGCACCUCACCUAUCGGGAUAAUCGAUUCGGAGAAGGCCUCUCUCUUCAGCGCCAACCUUUAAUCCAGACAAAAUCGAUACAGCAUUGGACCUCACUUGUCGAGGACGAUGUGGCCAGCCACUUACUAUCGUUUUACUUCAACUGGGAGAAUCCGACUUGGCAUUUGAUUGACCAGGAGCUUUUUAUUCAUGAUCUAGAAACGCGCUCUACAAAAUUCUGCUCCCCACUUCUAGUUCAUAUUGUGCUAUUGUUUGGCUGUAGCUUUUCAUAUGGUCUCCAUUCAUUCACCGAUAGGCGGCAGGAAAAAGCACUUGGACAAAACCUUUACGAUGAGAUCCUUCGACUUUGGGCACUGGAGAAGGACACAGCCGACAUCCCAACACUACAAUCUGGUAUCCUUCUUGGUUUACUAUGUUGUACUUUUGGAACCGAUCGACUGGGUACCGAGCUUAUCAUGAGAGGAGCGGCCAUGUAUUACAGGUCUGGUUUGCAUGAAGAGGGCGCUCCUUACUUUCAAUGCGCCAAUGACGAUCUGGGACAGAAUAUGGCCAGGGCCCAGAAGUUAAUAUCAUGGGGUGUUUUCGAUGUUCAAUCGCUCGCUUCCCAGGUGUACAAAAAAAAUAGUGAAUGGCCCCAGCCGCCACAAAUAGGUUUCUCUCUGGAAGAAGCAACGUCUUUGGAUGACAACAACACGUGGACCCCCUACCCAUUUCAAACUCCAAUAUUUGCGUCCAAUACUUAUAAAUUUGCUCGGUUCCGCGGCAAACUUGCGGGGCUGGUCAACGAGACUGCAACUUUCUCGCUCCAGUUGCGUGAUUCGGGCCCAAGUGAGAACAGUUGGGCCCAAGGCUGUGAGAUAUAUGAAAAGCUGCUACAGUGGAAUCAAGAGCUACCACUGGAAAUACAGCAAGAACGAAAGAGCACGCCUCACUGUCUGUGCUUACGGAUGUACUACCAAUGUACAGUGAUAAAUAUAUGUGACGUAUUCGAAACCCUUUCGAUCAGCCAGCCAGAAGGGAGACCCGAACUCGAUGCCGCAGGAAUCAAGUCCGGCGCAGUAGAGAUCCUAGGAUCCCUGAUCCUCCUCUAUAAACAUUUCCACGGGUGGAAAUCUGUCCCAAUCGUCAUGCUACACUACCUCUGCGUCGCGGGAAUCCACGCGAUCGCUAGACUAAGUCCGAGCGAAAUGAAGUGGAUGAAAGUCCUUGAGAGCAGUGUCUUGGGCCUUUGGAAUAUGGCGAUCGGAUGGGGCCGAUUGGGCAAGGCUUUCCUCAAGAUCCUUGCUUUUGUAUUGAGGGCCAGAAAGGUGGGGAAUGACUACAUUACGCCCAAGACGGCUGCAAUCAUGGACCAGCUUGAUGGCGCAUACUGGACUGCGACCGAUGCGGCGUCGUUGGCUGCGGACUAUGUUGUUCAUUCUGUUCCGUCGGAUUUGACAUCGACUUCUUCUGAUAUCGGCCGGGAAGUCACCGCACAGUCUGUGAACGAACUAAUAAAAGCCGCGCACCAGCUUGCUCUGUAGAUAAAUUGGAGAUAUUAAUGGUCUUUCGCAACAUGGUUGUGAGGAAAAUGCAGGCAUGAUGCCAUUGACUUCGUGUCACAUCUACUGUACCAGCACUUGGAAAUAACCGACGGUUUGAGAUUGCCCAGAUGGAAUAGAAAGGAGUGCUAGAUAAAUUGGUUAUUGAAGGUGUGCAGUCGCUAAUCAUACAUGUACAGUGUAAAGGCAAUCAGAAGAGAUGCCGGUAGAGUCACAAGCUCCCUGUGAAAUCAUUCCACUCAUUUGAAAACGCCUGCGAUGAAAGAACUUGGGUCCGAGAUCGAUGCCGAUAAAUCUAGAUCCGUCGAGAUACUUAUGCGGCCAGCGUCUGCAGCCGUAGCGGUACCACCCAUCUGUUGCCAAAGUCGAUACCGUGACGGCGACGAGUGCCGUACUUGCGCCACACGAUCUGCGGGAUACCAAUGUCGGCCACGGUAAGAUUCCAGGAAUCUCCUUCGCCGAUGAGUAAAGCAUUGAGGAUUCCGGUCUUCGGGGCCCCGAGGCAUACCACAGAUGAGCUGUUGACGCACAGACGACCGCCAUCAGCCAUGGUGACCUCACCUAAGUCCAGUUAUUAGUCGCGUCAGAAUAUGGCAAGUCACAUGAGGAUGAUACGUACCGCUGGAAGCCGACAUCCCGGAAGGAACAUCGACGGAGAGAAUUUCGACAUUGCUACGGUUUACCCAUGCAAUCAUCUCAAACGCAACGCCCUGGUCAUCAGUGCGCAGGUCGUCGAAGGCAAGGUGCAUGCCAAACAGGGCAUCAAUCACCAAGUCAGGAGCCAAGUCGGCGGUAGCGAGACGCGCUGCAAGGUCCUCCCAUUUGAGCACUCUUCCGCCAAUCUUCCUGAAAAUAUCCAGCUGCUUGCGGCAAUUCUCGAGCAACUCCUCUUCGUGCUCCAGCCCGAGCAGGCAUACGGUGACACGAUGUCCGCGGCUACGGAGAUGGCGGGCGGCAGAGAUCGCUCUUGCUCCGGUCCGGUGGUUACCAGUUAUGAUCAGAAUGGUAGGAGCAGCUGUAUCAUUGGAGAGCAGAGUAACUGCGGCUUCUGCGAUGCCUCGUCCGGCAUUUUCGGUGAGGAUGUCCUCCGACAAACCGAAUUCCGUCACGGCAAUUUGCUCCACUUCGAGUGUCUGCAGUGGGCUCACAGUAGGACAGCUGCGGUUAGUCGUCGUCAGUCGCAGCGUUGCACCAGCGGGGUUGACCCCAACCAUAGGCGACCCCGAAGAUCGGCUUGGCCGAGGGCUCGCAGCUCGGGAGGUGUUAAUCUGGCUGCGGCUGAGCGCACUGAUUUGAGGCACCAUUGGCUGUGCCAUGACCGUACUACUCUUGCGAGAGGUUUGGAUGCGCCCAGAAGCUCUUGACCGAUCACGUCCUGAAAUAUUCUCGCUACUGAGUCUGGCAUCACUAAUCACGUCGACAUCGUCGCCAGUGUCGCUGUUCGGAGGGCUAUCGAGCACGUUCUCCGUCCAGUGGAGGUUUUUUCCACCGUUCGUGCCGGGCUUUGGCCGACGGUUGAAGCUGACCAGGCGAGCCUCGUCGGCCGUGGUAUCAUCAUUGCGGAUCUCCUCAAACACACGUCGCUUGUCGAACUUGGACAGGUUGCUUUGGAAAUCGAAUUCCCCGAGUUCUUGGAUAUCGGUUGCAUCCUCCGUAGCCCACCCACUAGGGUCUUCGGCGUAAGCACGGCGCGACUUCUUCUUGCGGAGCUUUGCGCCUGGCUGGACUCCAUGUUCGGGUGAUCCAUGGUUGGCUGAAGAGGCAGGUUCCACAAAUGCAGUUUGGCGCCAGCCUUUGCUCUUGGGGUUUGUGCUUGCCGCAGUGCCAUGCUUGAUGAAUCCCUCGUCAUUUCCGCGCCGGCUUCGCUUCUGUGUCUGUUUAGUGGGCGUCGUCACGCUCUGUGCAACCUGAGGCUCCCUUGCAUGCAAGGCUCCAUGACCUCCAGCUUGCGCAACUCCCGUAUUGAGCUCCAAGUUGCUAAAUGGUUCGGUCAAGGCUGCGCUAACAGAGACUGGACCCUGUGCAACAUUCGGCUUCAUGAACUGAGUCUGUGCGGGGAGCUGGGAAGGGGGCUUGGAGAAGCUCAGGAUGGCGGGGUCGGCAAAGGGCUGCGGAGGGGCUCCCUGUGAAGCAGGUGCAGCCACUUGAGGUCUCUGUGAAAGGUGCUGGUGCUGCUGCUGCUGCUGCUGCUGCGGAGCUGGUUUAGUCGACUCGAGUGACAGAUCAGUAAUGGCAGAGGCAUCGAUUGAGUAUUGAGCAUGGCGCUGGCCAUUCCACAGGAGUGUGACUAUUGUCAAAGUGAAUUAGAACACAAUUGCAGAAGAACUGGCGAAAUAUACGGUAUCAUACCAUUUUUAAGCAGU